GCGGACGAGUCUCAGGCCUGUCGUGGAUAGGAAAAAUGAGUUCUUGUUCCCUGCGACGAGCAAGCAUCAUGGUGCUGGGAUGACCGCACGCUUCAACGGGUCUGCAUCUUCAACAUCCACUUCGACCAGCGCAGGAGGCCGUGAGGAUGAGCAACGUGAUGAUCGUCCCUCGAGUUCUUUGCUAGAACAGAUCCAGGCCUUGCUCGCAUGGCAGCAGCCGCGGUCUUUUGCUACUACUAGUACAACACCAAUCCCACGUCAGUCUUGGGAAGUGACCACGGAGGUAUUUGAGCAAGGGCAGCCGGGUUACAGCCGACAUCCGACGGGCGAGAACAAAGGUGAAAAAGUUGUCGUCCCACUGCAGAAAAUUGAUCUGCUGGUCGAGGACGUGCUGGUGUCACGAACCGCGACCAGAAAUAGAACGACAAGCGACUACACCGCUGGCACUGGAAAUCUUCAUCCUCGUCGGAGGCAGCAGGAUCAUGCUGAUCUUCUUGAUGGUGCAGUUGAAGCAGGAGCAGAACGAAGUAAACACGACGAUGCUUUCGAUCUGCUCCGCACCAAGUUGCUCACCAUGUUGCAGAAGCAGAUCUGGCAGUCCAGUUUCCGCUUG
Amoebophrya sp. A120 is the source of this 613-nucleotide messenger RNA. Lineage: Eukaryota; Dinophyceae; Syndiniales; Amoebophryaceae. The record is from the annotation of a GenBank genome assembly.